UAAGAGUGGAGCGGAGUAGACUCGGUCGGAUCGGUGUGAAAGGAAACUGAAAAUAAAUCCCCGAUCGACUCGCCAACUCGCGACGGACGGUCAGUGGUAGCAGGACGGGCGAUCGAGCGUGAACGAUAUCUUGAAAAUAAGUUAGUUCCGAAGAUUUGCUGGUGUUUGUUUUGUGAGAAAAAUUUGCCGGAUGCUCCACCUCUCGGCGAGGAAUGCGGGAUAUUAACAGAUGAAAAUUUGUUUUUGUGACACCCUGGCCUGGAGAAGAGAGACCAUGAAGUAGGAGGAACCAAUGAGCAACCCGAUCGGAUAAUUUCCAUGAAGUGCGGAACUCUUGAUCAAUGGGCCUAUUAAAAAUCCGCGACUAUCUUCAUUCGAGACCUCCUGGCAGAAAAAAGAUAACGCUCUCUAUGCGGUAGAUGACUUGGAAACAUGGAAAGAGCCAAGGUCUCCAACACGGCUCCGUUAAAAAUGUACAGCAAUCGAAAAUCUUUCAUCAUCAAGCUCUUGGUUGUAGCAUGCGUGAUAUACUCGUGCAUUCACAUGUUGACCAACACGGCGGUUCCUGUUAUCAGAGAAAUGCAGGAAUCCGGCAGGAAUCUGGCAGCGCUGGGCUCCGGUCUCGACCAGGAACAGGUGACGGAUCAGGACGUCAAAUACGUCGUACCGAUUGUCGAACCUACGAAGGUCCAACCUUCUGAGAAACCUACAGAGAAAGUGCUAGCAACUGUAACGGUAACUCCCAAACCACCACCAACGGUUCUGGACAAAGUCCGCGAGCUGACGAAGUGUGUGGACAAACCUCUGGUGCCAAAGACCCAACAGCGCGGCGACUAUUGGGUCCUCUACAACUACAUAACCGCCGAAAAAACGUUCAAGUGCCACGAAAGCGUCACGUAUACGACGCACGCAGAUUUUUCCUUCAUGGACAAUUUGGUUCCGUUGCUGGAACGGUGGCAGGGACCAAUCAGCAUCGCCCUACACGCGCCCGGCAGCGAUUUUCCCGAUACGCUGGAUUCGAUUGCUUACUUGAGGGAUUGUACUAGUCCUCUGGUCAAGGAUUUCGUUACCUUCCACGUUUACUUUAGUACCAAGCACGUGCCCAAAGAGGUUCCCAAACACGGCAGCGUAUUCACCGAACCCUACAACUGCUCUCUGAGUCCUCCGUUCGUAAACGUCUCCAGCGAGAACAUGUACAAGGCUCAAAAGAAGCUGCUGUACCCAGUGAACGUGGGUCGAAACGUUGCCCGCGAGACUGCCCAAACCCAUUUCAUCCUGCCAUCAGACAUAGAACUGUAUCCUAGUCCUAACAUUAUUGAGAAGUUCCUAGCUAUGAUUGCCGAAAACACGGGUCCAUUACUCAGCAAGAAUCCGAAGGUUUUCCCCUUACACCUUUUCGAAGUGAGUGCUAACCAAAUCGUUCCCGAAACCAAAACGGUACUAAAAGAAAUGCUGGCGAAUGGUACUGCAUUGCCUUUCCACAAGAAACUGUGUCCCGGCUGUCACAGCGUUCCGAAAGCCAAAGAGUGGCAGAACGCUAACGAAACUGAAGGCGUUCACGUUUUCCAUGUGGGUAAAAGGAAUGGAAAAUUCAUACACUGGGAGCCCAUUUUCAUCGGAACCCAUGCAGAUCCUUUGUAUGACGAGAGAUUGAGUUGGGAGGGAAAAAGCGAUAAAAUGACUCAGGGAUAUGCACUAUGCGUAUUAAAUUACGAUUUUCUCAUAUUGGACAAUGCGUUCCUAAUUCACAAACCGGGCAUCAAGGUAUACAAAAAGGACCCUAGGAGAUCUAUGUUGGCUGCAAAAACGAAUCAGCUGAUAAAGAAAAUCAUUUUCCCAGAACUCAAGGUCCUGUAUGGCAUUAGAAAAGGCUGUGCUGUGUAGAAAAAGUGUAGUGUACAAAUUAUUUAGCCAUAUUAAUUGUGUAUCAGUGUACUCUUUUCCCUUUUGAUGGACUUGUUUACGAAAAUAUUGUGAUUGUUUAUUAUUUAUUAUGUACUGAUUGUAUUUGUUGAGAACAGUCAAUCUCAAUUUAUCAUAGCUGUAUCUUAACUCAUUCUCAAGCAGGAGUGCUUCAGUUACAGAACUGAUGAAUUAUUUUCAAUAUAAAUGUUUCGUGAAUGUAGUGAUUCAUUGACCUCUUUUUGAGGUGUGAUGCACGCAAUAAUUUCUAGGUCAGUACUUUCGACUCAGAGUCCUCUGGAACUGAACUACUUUCACGUUUGCACCCUCUGAAUUUAAAAUAUCAGUAUCUUGAGGCUCAGAGUCUCUGGAACGUUUGAACUACUUCCACGUGUGCAUCCUCUGAAUAGUUUGAACUGCUUUCAUGUGUGCAUCCUCUGAAUUGAAAAUAUCAGUACUUUAAGGAUCGGAGCCUUUGGAACGUUUGAACUACUUCCACGUUUGCACCCUCUGAAUUAAAAAUAUCAGUUUCUUAAUACUCAGAGUAUCUGGAACGUUCGAACUACUUUCACGUUCACACUAUUUGAGUUGAAAAUAUGAGAACUUUAGGCCUCGGAGUCUUGGGAACGUUUGAACUACUUUCACGUGUGCAUCUUCUGAAUAGUUUGAACUACUUUCACGUGUGCAUCCUUUGAAUUGAAAAUAUCGGUACUUCAAAGCUCGGAGCCUCUGGAACGUUUGAACUACUUCCAAGUUUGCACCCUCAGAAUUAAAAAUAUCAGUAUCUUAAGGUUCAGAAUAUCUGGAACGUUUGAAGUACUUUCACGUUCACACUCUUUAAGUUAAAAAUAUGAGAACUUUAGGUCGCAGUGCCUCUGGAACGUUUGAACUAGUUUCACGUGUACAUCCUCUGAAUAGUUUGAACUACUUUCAAGUGUGCACUCUUUGAAUUAAAAAUAUGAGAACUUUUGGUCGCAGAGCCUCUGGAACGUUUGAACUAGUUUCACAUGUACAUCCUCUGAAUAGUUUGAACUACUUUCAUGUGUGCAUCCUCUGAAUUGAAAAUAUCAGUUCUUCAAAGCUUGGAACCUUUGGAUCGGCUGCAUUCAAUGAAACAAAUAUUUUUUUUAACAAUUCUCCACUAUAUCAAAUAAUUCAAUUCCUCAAGACUAUUUUAGAAGUCUAUAAUCAUGUAUAUACAUAUUCGAAUGAUUUGAGGCCCACCUAAAACUUUCUAUUCAUGAAUCGAUUUCUUUUAGAAUUUCUAUGUAUAAGUUUUGUGAUGUCCAAUGACAAAUUAAAUACUCUUGAAAUACUUUCAAAAAUGUUAUACCCUUCAUCUCGUAAACAUUUAAUGGAAGCUUUUUGUGAUAUCUCAUUGAUACUGCUCAAUAGACAUACUCUAUUGCUCUUCUGGCUAGUCCCUUUGUAGAAUUUGAGAGAUAUUUUCCAGAAAUUAAACUACUCAUUUAUGUAUUUCAUAUUUCUCAAUCAAAUUAUUUAUUUAUUUCAACUCAUAACAUCACAGAAUAGAAAAGACUACUCAUAGUGUAAGCUUAGGUCGUGCUGUGUUUUUUAUCUUGUUUCUACUGUCCCAGUUUUUACCAAAUAGCACUUUGUAUAUUUUUCUAUAAGAAAAACUAGAUAUUUACGCUCAAGAUAUCUACUAUGAAAGUACCUUCCUUCGUAUUUUUAAAAUGCCUUCAUUUUUAUCAGUCGCUCAUUAUUAUGUUGUAUAAAUAAUUACAUUCCACAAGAUUUUACUUUGAUUCAAGUUUCAAAUUCUGAUUUUUGCCUAAUCACUUCGUCCAUUUACUCAAACCAGCAGUGAGUAGAAAAAGGCAGCCAAAACCUGUACUUCUACUAUAAAAAACACUUCAUUAGCUAAUUCCCGACAAUUAGUACAUUAACGACAGAUACUGAGAUGAAGAAUUUUGUGAUGUUUGAAUGAAAAAUGCAGAAGAAUAGAGUUUUCACAAUGUUUAUAUGUGACCAAUACUGUUCUUUUCCAUUUGUUGAUACUUAUCACCUUUUUGCUAUUUAUACCAGGUGGUUACGAAAUCAUUGUAAGCAGAGCCAUUCAAUUGUUUAUGAUGUACGAAAUUUGAAAUUCAUCAAAGCCAAUAUUUUUUAUGAUAAAUUAGUUGAAAAUCUAUACAGUGUGUAGUGAAAGUAUCAAAGCUGUUGAAUAUCAUUAUGAUUUGAAUACUACAUACUCACUUUCUCACUGGCACAUAAAAAUGAACAGCAUAAUUUCUCCAACAUUUUUUGUAGUGUAGAUUUUCGAGAUUAAUGAAGUGGAAUAUGGCAUUUGAAAAAAAUCGAGAAAAAGUACGUGGAUUAGUGAAAAUUUUUAAUUUCCGAAUUCUCGUUUGUUUUUUCCUACAUUCCAUUUAAAAUUCUUGACUCAAGUCCAUUUCCAGUUAACCUUGUAUGGAUUUACAAGUGUUUCAUCAUUGAAAUUAUUGGAUUUGUGAACUAUAUUUUUAUUCCGAAUUUCAUAGUAGUUGCUUUGGCAAAAGCGUACCAAAAAAAAUUGGAACUUUGUGAUCUGUCUCUCUGCCUAUCUGUUUGUUGUCUGCACUGCAUUCAAAGGAAACGAAUUAUCGAUUUGAAA
Messenger RNA from Leptinotarsa decemlineata (Colorado potato beetle), 4519 nucleotides. Its product is annotated as beta-1,4-glucuronyltransferase 1. NCBI's taxonomy places the organism in Eukaryota, Metazoa, Arthropoda, Insecta, Coleoptera, Chrysomelidae. The record is from RefSeq and is a predicted model, not a curated record.